This is a messenger RNA of Orcinus orca (killer whale), 1370 nucleotides long. RefSeq names its product T-cell receptor gamma chain C region C10.5. Lineage: Eukaryota; Metazoa; Chordata; Mammalia; Artiodactyla; Delphinidae. The record is from RefSeq and is a predicted model, not a curated record. Bases 99 to 1079 code for a protein of 326 amino acids. The transcript is spliced from 6 exons.
CGAGAUCCAGCCCGGCUCUCCUGCCACUGGCCUGAGACUUCCUGCCAACAGAGCCCUCACUUUCUUACCUCCUCCCAGGGAGCCAGUCUGGGGACGGGAUGGCACUCCUGGAAGCGAUCCUCUUCUCCUCCCUCUGGGCUUUUGGCCUUGGGCAAUUAAAGUGGGAGCAACCUGAAAUAUCAGUUACUGGAGUAAGAGAUAAGAGUGUAGUUAUAUCUUGCAAGGUAUCCUCUCAAGACUUUAGCAACGAAUACAUCCACUGGUACCGGCAUAAACCAAAUCAGGGUAUAGAACAUCUAGCAUACGUCGUAACAGUCCCUGCUCUAAAAGACUUAGGAGGGAAGAAAAACAAGAUUGAGGCCAGAAAAGACGUCCCCACCUCCACUUCUACCUUGAACAUAAGAUUCUUACAGAAAGAAGAUGAGGCCACGUACUACUGUGCCUGGCGCUCUAACCAUUGUGAUAGCUCAGGUUGGAUCAAGAUAUUUGGAGGAGGAACUAAGCUCAUAGUAACUCUCCCUGAUAGAAGCCUUGAUGGAGACAUGUCUCCCAAGCCCACUAUAUUUCUUCCUUCGAUUGAUGAAAUAAACCUCCAUGAGGCUGGAACACAUCUUUGCCUUCUCGAGAAGUUUUUCCCUGAUGUCAUUAAGGUCUAUUGGAAAGAAAAGAAUGGCAACAGAGUUCUGGAAUCCCAGCAGGGAAAUAUCAUCAAGACUAAUGAUACAUACAUGAAAUUCAGCUGGCUGACCAUGACUAAAAAGUCAAUGGAUAAUGAACUCGUAUGUAUCGUCAAACACGAGAAUAAUAAAAGAGGAAUUGAUCAAGAGAUUCUUUUCCCUUCAAUUGAGAAUAAUAAAAGAGGAAUUGAUCAAGAGAUUCUUUUCCCUUCAAUUAACAAAGAGGUCACUACACAUGCCUGCGUGAAAAAAGGAAGUGAUUCCCUGCAGCUGCAGCUCAUGAACACCUGUGCCUGCUACACCUACCUCCUUCUCCUCCUCAAGAGCUUGGUCUACUUUGUCAUCAUCUCCUUCUGUGUGUGUAGAAGAACAGCCGUCUGCGGCCAUGCGAAGAGCUCGUGACAGAGGACACCACAAACGGGUCACCUUUCCUUCAUCAUCUCUUGUCUCUAAAAGUGUCUGCUGAGGAUCUAGCUGGGCUUCCUUUCUGGGUUUGGGUUAUUUCAGUUCACAUGUGUAUUCUUCUAUGUGCCAUUAUUGUGUAAGGGCUUUUCAAACCACUGGGCAAGCAGACAGUUUGACUCCGUAACAGGGAAUUCUACCAUUACUCAGGGGCAGGGCCCAGGGCUGGCCCAGGGGAGCCUCUCCCACCACUGUCCCCACAACCUCCUCAGGUCCUCCUGCCCCCGAGUC